Molecule: messenger RNA, 4470 nt
Organism: Bombyx mandarina (wild silkworm)
Lineage: Eukaryota; Metazoa; Arthropoda; Insecta; Lepidoptera; Bombycidae
Gene: Oseg6
Product: intraflagellar transport protein Oseg6
Biological process (GO): cilium assembly; intraciliary retrograde transport
Cellular component (GO): intraciliary transport particle A; cilium
Molecular function (GO): protein binding
Source: RefSeq, a predicted model, not a curated record
CCGGAUACUAUUUAAAAUUAAUCUGUACUGGUUACCUAGCAACAUCCCAUCUGACAUAAUUUGUAAACAAACAUUGUCACGAACGCAUAAAAAUUGAAAUUUGAAAAAUACAAAAUUAAAUAAAUAAAUUAUAUUUGGUUCUGUGUUCAUCGUAGGUAGAACUUAUAGCGUUGGCCAAUGUGUAAAGUAAUGUGCUGAAUUAAUUAUGACGGCGCCAAAAUUAUUAUAUUCUAUUGAUCAACCUCACGGCCUUGGUGAGUUGUACUUUUUGUGGCAGAAGGGUGAAUCCCAUACAUUGCUAGCGACCACUGGUACGGAUGCCACUGUUGUUAUCCAUAAUAGAAAUGGACAGUUGGUAGAAAGGAUUAAGCUAUCGGGACUAUGUGCAGAUAUGGAAUGGGACAACGAUGGAGAUUAUCUAGCCAUUAUUACACCUAAUAGUAAUGCAGUUUUACUUUGGGAAUGCCAUGCUAAUAAACGGUUGAACAUUGAGACGGGCCUGCGUGAACCACCUUCGUGUCUUGCUUGGGCUUACGAAGAACCUUUACUAGCAGUUGGUACACAUAAAGGAAAUUUAGCCCUUUAUAAUCAUCAUACCACAAAGAGAAUUCCAAUAAUAGGGAAACACAGUAAAAAGAUAUGUUGUGCUGUAUGGAAUAAAGACAACAUACUUAUACUUGCUUCAGAAGAUAAGACAUUGUCCAUAAAUAAUUCAGAUGGAGACACACUCAGGAUAAUAUCACUAAGGGAUACUCCUAAUGAUUUGCAAGUUUCUGAGAUGAAGACAGAUGAACGAGUUGCAGGGGAAAAUACAGUAAGCCUUAUUGUUGGGAAACGCACAUUAUAUCUUUACAAUCUUUUGAAUCCCGACAACCCAAUAGAGUUAGCAUUCCAACAACGUUAUGGUUCCAUAGUUUCGUACAAAUGGUAUGGCGAUGGUUACAUUCUUAUAGGGUUCAGUGCUGGAUUCAUCAUAUCAAUAUCGACACACAUCAAAGAGGUCGGCGAAGAAUUGUUUCAGGUCAAGAACCAUAAAGAUAGUUUGACCGACAUAGCGGUGUGUAACGGGCAGGCCGCUUCGUGUGGGGAUGGACAGUUAAAGUUGAUCUCAGUUUGGAAUAAUGGUGAGGUGAGUGGAUCGGUGAUGCCGACGGGGGGAGCCGAGCGUUGCGGGUGGAGCUCCGACGGAAGGUUACUAGCGACUUCCGGGCGAGGGUACCUGAACGUUUACGUGACCACGCUACCCCCCCUGUACGCUACGUACGGAACCAGAGCUCUCACUCUGACCAGUCUCACUGAAGUCACGGUUUACCAGUGCAUCGGGGUCGAGGAUGCCCCCGAACCUAUUAAUAAAUCGGAGCCGACAGCUCUGGCGACCUACGCGCUGCCCGUGGAACCGACUCUAAUAGCGCUGGGGGGCUCGCACUUGUGCUGCGUGCACGGCUCGGACGCCUGGUUCUACCCGCUGUCGGCCGCCGCCGGCCGCGCCCGCCCCCGCCCCCGCCGCUACCCCGCGCCCCUCGACCGCCUGCGCCUCGCCGGGGACUACGCCGCCGCGCUGUUCGAGGGCCGUGCCAUGCUGCACACCAUUGAACAACCGGACUCGUCUCAGGCCGAAAGGGAAUGCAUGAUGUUUCCCGAACCGCACAUGCAGGGCGCUAAGAUUGUGGACAUUCAUCUCACCGCCGACUUUUUUAUAUUCAUCACAGAUCAAGGUCACGUGGAGCACUUCGGCGUGGAGGAGUGGCGCACGAGCGUGCGGCACCGCGCGGCGGGCGCGCUGUGCGCCGCGUACGGCGACAUCAGCGGCACGCGCGCCUGCCUCGCCGACACCGCGCGCCGCCUGCUCGUGUACUGCCCCGCCGCGCCGCACGACCUCUGCCCCCUGCGCGAACCGAAACUCUUCAGAGGGGUCAUCUGGGAUAUUUGUUUGUCGGAUCGGAACGUGUUUAUCGUGUACACGGAUGACAAAAUUGACACAUACUACUACGUGUCGAACUCUAUAAACGGAUCCCACGUUGACCUGGUCGCGAGCACCAGCAUCCUGCCUGGCCAGAUCCCUCUCAUACUGUUCUCCGGCGACGUGUACUGCUACGCAAGCGGGGGCAGCAUAAUAAAGAUUCCAUUAGAUUCGCACAACACGAGCGGGCUGGCGGACCCGGACACCGAGAAGCGGGUCGCCAACCAACGGAAGCACAUCGAGAAGAUGCUCCUCCUGAGGAGGUUCAGUGACGCCUGGCUGUUCUGCGACGCGGUGGACGAGCCCGACGUGUGGCGGAGACUCGGCGAGGCGGCCAUCGCCGACUUGAAUGUGGAAUUUGCGAUACGUGUGUACACUCGGCUGAGCGACGUGGGCACGGUGUGGGCGCUGGAAGACGCCGCGCAUGUUGAAGAUUUGUCGGUGCUGUGUGGCAUGCUAUGCGCCUGCGUGGGCCAGGGUGCGGCGGCGGCUCGGUGGGCGGAAGGUUCGCCCCUGGCCCUCGAGCUGGCGUGCGCGCGCGGCUUGUGGCGCGACGCGGCCGCGCGGGCGCUCGCCGCCGCCCCGCUGCACGCGCCGCUCGUCACCGCGCAGCACGCGCACCACCUCGAACUCAUGGCUGAUUAUCAUGAGGCACUGGCCAACUACGAGAAAAGUAUAAUUACCGAGAAUUUAGACGAUGCAAAAGUAAGGGAACACAAUAGGAAGUGCGAGGCCGGCAUAGCGCGUACUGCGAUCCGCUGCGGUGACGUCAUGCGCGGUGUUACCACUGCCAUGAAGCUCGCCGAUGACGUCACGCUGCUCAAGGACUGCGCUCAACUCUUAGAAGAAGAGAAGCAGUACAGUCACGCGGCCGCCCUGUACGAUCACGCCGGUAACACCGAACGAGCAGCGUCUCUAUACAUCAAACUGAAAUCUUGGCUCAAAGUCGAAGCCCUGCUACCUAAGAUCAAUUCGCCCAGCAUCCACAUUCAGUACGCCAAAGCAAAGGAGGCGGAAGGUCGCUACCACGACGCAUUAAAAUCGUAUCUGAAGGCUCAGGAUUACGAAGCGGCCAUCCGAUUGAAUCUCGAUAAACUUGAAGACAUCGACGAGGCAGUCCACUUAGUUCAAGAAACGAAAUCGGUGCAAGGGGCGAAAAUGGUCGCCAAUUACUUUCAGAACAGCGACGACUCGAGCUCAGCGAUAAAGUUCCUAGUGAUGUCGCUUUGUUACGACGACGCAUUCCAGCUAGCCAGGAAGAACGGGAAGCUGCAGCUGUACGGCGAGAUACUGAUCCAAACGUCGCAGGCUCGUUCGGAGGACUUCAAGAGCUUGGCCUUGCAUUUCGAGGGGGAGAAGAACCAUUUGUUGGCGGGAAAGUUUUACUUCCACGCUGCCGAUUACAACAGAGCCAUGUCGCACUUGCUGAAGGCCGGCGGCUCCGAAGAAGACGAGAAUGAGGCGAUCAGUGUAGCCAUCGACGCGGCCGCGGCUAGCGACGACGAACGACUAACCAGGAGGUUAAUAGAGUUUCUGUUGGGUGAGACUGACGGGACACCGCGGGAGCCACGUCAUUUAUUUAGGUUGUACAUGGCCAAGAAACAGUUCAUGGAAGCGGCCAAAACUGCGGUGAUUAUAUGCAACGCGGAGUGUCGCAGCGGCCGGUACCGGGAGGCGCGCGCCGUGCUGCGAGGGGCCCGGGCCGCCCUGCGCCGCCCCCCGCGCGACCUCCGCCACGCACUGGCGCUGCUGCACUCCUACAUACUGGUUCGCACGCACGUCCGCCGCGGCAACCACGAGCUGGCGGCGCUGCUGCUGCUGCGCAUCGCUGAUGAGGUCACCUUCUUCCCUUUGCCUCAACAUCAAGUAUCGAUCUUGACAUCAACGGUGAUCGAGUGCAGUCGCGCGGGCCUCAAGCACCAGGCCCACCGCUGGGCCAGAGCCCUCAUGCAGCCCGAGCUCAGGUCUCAGAUCGAUCCGAAGUAUUCCAAGAAGAUCGAGUGCGUGGUGCGUCACGUGCCGCGCGGCGCCCCGCCCCCGCCCCGCGCCGCGCCCUGCCCCCGCUGCGCCCGCGCGCUGCCCGCCGCCGCGCUGGCGUGCGCGCACUGCGGCGCCGACCUGCCCUUCUGUCUCGCCACGGGAAUGCAUAUCGUCAAAGAUGAUUUAACUGCGUGUCCCGAGUGCGACUUCCCAGCCAUUCUCAGUGAAUUCACAGAAUUACUCCGCGAUGAAGGUAAGUGUCCGAUGUGUGACGAGAGCGUGGACUACCGACGGCUGGUCAAAAUCGACGAUGUCUCAAUUUACUUGGACUCUAACACUAGUGAGUAAGAUUCAAAAUCGACAUUUCAAUGUCAAGCAAAAAUUUAGACAAGAGCGACUGUAAUCGGAACUUAAGCACUACAUAUAUGUAUGUCUGAAUUAUAAUGUGAUUUGUUACACCGUUAGGUUAUUUUGUGUUUAUGAUGAUAUAAUUAAAAACUGUGAUUACGAUCCGUCCAUUAAAUAAAUUA